GAAUAAAUGAACGGAGCAGUGAGUGAACGAGCAAAUGACUAGACGGACAAAUAAAUGAAGAGAGGAAUGACUAAAAGAACGAACGGACGAGAUGGCGGCCGUCCUCAAUGGCAUCACGCGGCUCUUCCUGCCCGUCAUGGGCGCCCUGUCGGGGGACGGGGCCUGCUCAGGCCUGGCCCCCUGGUACUUCCUGGUCGGCCUUCGUCUUGUCACCCUCUUCUUCGCCCAUGGGCCCUGGGACAGCGUCCAGACUGACCUGGUGUGUAAUUGGACGACGGAGCCGACCGGGACCCAGGUCUUCUGCACUGCCCUGUGCUACAGCCAGCGCUUCCCUGUGCCCCUCACCAGCAUCUGGGCCUUGGCCUUCAUUGCCUCCCUCUUCACCAUCGGCUUCAUGCAGCUGGUGAAGACCUGGGGCAUCCCGCCCCAGGACAAGGAAGAGGGCAAUGCCACCAAUACGGCCGCCACAGCCACCACAGCAGCUGCUGAGCCCUUGCUGAGGCGCCGGUCCAAGAUGACCACCAGCGGAGUGGGGGUGAUGGACAAUGGGACAUGGGUGUAUAAGGGGAAUGAUGCCCAAUAUGAGCUAUUGGGGGGAUCCAAGAUGGCCGCUGGCACCCAUGGAGCCAAAGAGAGGGAGGUGGAGCAUGAACUGAAGGGCAUGGGCAAGAUGGCAGACAGGGUGGUGGAGACCAAGAUGACCAACCGUGUGGCGUUGGAGAUGGAUGACAUGGCCGCCACACCUGAUGCCAAGAUGGCCGUCUGGCCUUCUGGGGAGGCCAACGCUCUGCUUCUUGAACAAGCCGAGAGCUCCUUGGCCAAUGAUGACCCGCUCCUUCCUCCAGCCAACAUGGCUGCUGGCCUCAAUGGCCCCAAAAUGGCCACAAAGGCCCCUUGGGGCACCUCUGAGCUUGCCGCCAGUUCCCACCGGGCUCUUCACAAUAUGGCCACCGGGUCCUCUGUCUCACUCAGCAUGGCUGCCAGUACUUCCUGGCAGGCACCCAACAUGACCGCCAAUCCCCACAGGGUCGUACCCAACAUGGCCACCAAUGCACCUGUUGCCACGCCCAACAUGGCCAUCAACCCUCUCAGGGGCCUACCCAACAUGGCCGCCAACCCCUCCACUGCCAUGCUGUACAGGGCCAAUGGCCCUUCCAACAUGGCUCCCCACCACAAUAUGGCCACCCACCCAUACUUGGCAGGCCAUGCCCCACACAUCAUGGUUGCCGGUGCCCACCGGGCCCUGCCUGCCGUGGACACCAGCCCCAGCCGAGCCUUCCUCCACAUGGCUGCUGGCCACCCGCUUGUCUACCACAACAUGGCUGCUCACCACCCCCCAGCCGCCCUCAACAUAGCUGCCCCCGCGCCUGCUCCAUGUCAGCCUGACAACAUGGCCACCGCCCUGACCCCGCCUCCAGGUGCCGGGCCAACGCUGGGCUCGGGCCUGGUGGGGAUGCAGCGCUGGCGGCCGGUUGCCUUCGGACUCAUUGUGGGCUUGGUCCUGGGGGCUGAGGUGGCCUUCGUGUGGGCCCUGGUGGCCCUCCAGUUGCCCCCCCUGGGGGGGCCAGGGCUGUUCACCUGCUACCCCGGUGCCCCCAACUGCCCCCCAGUGCUGGCCUGUGCCCUCGCUGGCCGUCCCGACAAGCUCUUAGCGCUGAGCACCCUCGUGGUCACCGCCUGUGUCAACAUGUCUGCCUGCCUUACCUACGGCCUGCUCCGCGUGCCUGCCCCCUGCUGCCGGGACAGGGGGGCAGAUGAGGGGGGCACCAGGGGGCAGCCGGGGGGCACCGAGGCCAGAGAGGAUGCGGAAGGGGGCUGCAGGGCAGUUUUGGUGGGCAGUGGGGGGCAGAUGGGCUACUGUGAGGAGCAUUUGGGAGGAUGUGAGGGACAUUUAGGAGGUCACGGGGCAGUUUUGGAUGGGGGCAGGGGGCAGAUAGGAUGUGAGGACUACAUAGGGGGCCAUGGGAAUGUUUUUGGGGCUGGUGCGGGGCAUAUAUGCAACUGUGAGGGGCAUUUGGUAGGGUGUAAGGAGUAUUUAGGGUGCCAUGGGGCAGUUCUGGGUUGUGGUGGGGGACAGAAAGGAAGCUGUCAGGGGCAUUUGGGAGGCUGCAAGGGGUAUUUAGGAGGCCACAGGGCAGUUCUGGGGGGCAGCAGGGGGCAGAUAGGGUGUGAUGGGUACAUAGGAGGUCAUGGGGAUGCUUUGGGUGCUAGUAGUGGGCAGACAGGAGGGUGUGAGGGGUACAUAGGAGGCCACAGGGCAGUUCUGGGGUGCAGCGGGGAGCAGAUAGGAGGAUGUAAGGGGCAUUUGGGAGGGUACGUGGCGGCCAUCUUGGAUUCACGCUGCCACGGCCCAGGAUGCUCUUCCCUGCUGCGGAUGCAGCGGCCAUCCUGGAUUCACAUCGCUCCGACCCAGGCUGCCGUCCUCCCUUCCCUGCGUGCAGCGGCCAUCUUGGAUCCACUAGAGAUGUCGGUGGUGGUGGAGUCGGUGGUGGAGUUUCUCCACCCAGUGCUGCACGUCUUGCAGGGCACCCGGGGGCCACCCAGCGUCCGGCACUGGUACCUCCUGCUGGGCCUGCGCCUCAUGGCCAUGUUCUUUGCCCGCGGGGCCUGGCGCACCCUGCGCCAUGACCUGGCCUGCGCCUGGACUGCCGCGGUGCCCAAUGAGCAGGAGGAGCAGGCUGAGGCCCUGCGCCGCUUCUGCAAGGUCGUCUGCUACAACCGGCACUUCCACAAUGCCAUCACCCCCACCUGGGGCCUUUCCUUCCUCCUCGCCCUCAUCCCCAUCACCAUCAUCCGUUCCCUGUACCCCACAGACGGCGAGGAGCGGGACAGGGAGGGGAGGCAUCACCGGAGAGAGGUAUCCAAUAUGGCCGCCAGCCAUAGCUGCAGGGAGGGAUCUAAUAUGGCUGCCGAGCGGCACCUGGGAGAACAUUCCAAUAUGGCCGACAGGAGCUGUGGCCAUGAGGAUUGCAAUAUGGCUGCCAGGCACGGCUGCAGCCAGGGAUCCAAUAUGGCUGCCGGGAGCUGCUGCAUUGAGGGAUCCAAAAUGGCUGCCGGGCAGUGCCUAAAAGAGGUCUCCAAUAUGGCCUGGAAUGAGGGAUACAAUACGGCUGCCAGCGGCUGCUGCAGUACAGGCUCCAAGAUGGCCACGGAGGGGGCCCCCAGUGAUGUUCCCAACGUGGCCAGGAUGCACUUCCUUCAGGACCCCAACAUGGCUGCCCGGCGCCGCCUUCCUGACAAAUCCAACAUGGUCGCCAAGUGUUGCCUGGGGAACAGCUGCGGUACAGCCGCCAACAUGGCCACUGGCGAGGAUGGCAAUGUGAUGUACGUGUGGCUGUCGGAGGAGGAAUCCAAGAUGGCCACCAGGCAUUGGUGGGGGAAAGGAACCAACAUGGCCACCAUGCCGGUGGAGGACACCAACAUGGCAACUACCAUGGUACCCACAGCCAAGAUGGCUGCCCCGGCAACUGCCCAUGCCCACCACAAGACCCGGCUGCCAUCUUGGUUGGCUGCCAUCUUGGCAGCCUGCACUGGGGCCCUGGUGGCCAGCGAGACCUGGUUACUAUGGGACCUGAUUGCCCAACAACUGCCAACGGUGGCUGGCCCCGCCUUCUGGUGCCACCCCCAGUUCCAGGCCUGCCCCGCGGCCCUUCCCUGUGCUUUGAUGGGCUACGCCGACAAGCGCCUGGCCAUCGGCAUCUUGGCGCUCUCGGCCUGUGUCAACAUCCUCGUCGCCGCUGGUUACGGCAUCCAUUGGCUGGGCCAGGCCUGCUGCUGUGGGCGACAGGUGGCUCGGAGGGGUGGGGCUAGGGUGCAGGAGGUGGAGCUGAGGGAGAAGAGGCGGGAAAGUGAAGGGGGCAGAGCCGUGUCCUGCUAG
Messenger RNA from Alligator mississippiensis (American alligator), 3877 nucleotides. RefSeq lists its product as uncharacterized. The coding region runs from base 92 to 3877 and encodes 1261 amino acids. The record is from RefSeq and is a predicted model, not a curated record. The transcript has 4 exons. NCBI's taxonomy places the organism in Eukaryota, Metazoa, Chordata, Crocodylia, Alligatoridae.